AUGGUCCCUGUACAGUCUUUCACAAGUGGGCUGCUGGGCACAGGUGGGGCUGCUGGUCACAGGUGGGGCUGCUGGUCACAGGUGGGGCUGCUGGUCACAGGUGGGGCUGCUGGUCACAGGUGGGGCUGCUGGUCACAGGUGGGGUUGCUGGUGCUGGUGCUGGCGGCUGGCGCUGGUGCUGGUUCCUGGUGCUGGCGGCUGGCGCUGGGGCUGGUUCCUGGUGCUGGCGGCUGGCGCUGGGGCUGGUUCCUGGUGCUGGCGGCUGGCGCUGGGGCUGGUUCCUGGUGCUGGCGGCUGGCGCUGGUGCUGGUUCCUGGUGCUGGCGGCUGGCGCUGGGGCUGGUUCCUGGUGCUGGCGGCUAGCGCUGGGGCUGGUUCCUGGUGCUGGCGGCUGGCGCUGGGGCUGGUUCCUGGUGCUGGCGGCUGGCGCUGGGGCUGGUGCCUGGUGCUGGCGGCUGGUGCUGGUGCUGGUUCCUGGUGCUGGCAGCUGGCGCUGCGUCCCGCCGCCACUCCCUUCCCAUCCUCCCUCUCCUCCCCAUGGCGACCGCCGCUGCACACGCAAACAGUCGCGACGGGGGGGGGUGACGGGCAGGGGGCGGGGGGAAUGCGACGGGCAGAGCGGGCGAAUGAGCGGCUGGGGCGAUCGCCGGUGCUCUGGCGAUCGUCGCUGGCGUUCCCCCGUCACUCCUAUCCCCUCUUCCCUCUCGCCCCCACAGAGUUCCGCUGCCACUCCCAUCCCUUCUUCCCUCUCCCCCCCACAGCGACCGCCGGUGCGACAGGCGAGGUGCAGGGUGGCGCUGGCUGCAGUCGAUGGCGCAAACGCGAUCGCGGGCCGCUGGCGACUUCGCUGGCGACUUCGCUGGCGGGUCGCUGGCGGUCGCCAUAG
Molecule: messenger RNA, 885 nt
Organism: Closterium sp. Naga37s-1
Lineage: Eukaryota; Viridiplantae; Streptophyta; Zygnematophyceae; Desmidiales; Closteriaceae
Source: the annotation of a GenBank genome assembly